This is a messenger RNA of Polychytrium aggregatum, 411 nucleotides long. RefSeq names its product calmodulin. Gene Ontology annotation, molecular function: calcium ion binding. The annotation marks the transcript as partial. NCBI's taxonomy places the organism in Eukaryota, Fungi, Chytridiomycota, Chytridiomycetes, Polychytriales. The transcript is spliced from 2 exons. The record is from RefSeq and is a predicted model, not a curated record.
CAGGUGUUCCUUCUGUUCGACAAGGACGGGAACGGUAGCAUCGACAUGGGAGAACUCAAAGAUGCCAUGCAGUCGAUCGGGGUGGCGGUCAGCGAAGACGAGGCCAAGCGCAUGAUCGGGCGCAUCGACAUGGACAAGACAGAGACAGUCGACAUGCCCGAGUUCUGCAAGAUGGUGCGUGCUGGAUUCGGUGGUUUCCGAACGAGCGAGGAGCUGCGUGAAGCCUUCGUCGCCAUGGACAUUGGAGGCGACGGCGUGAUCAGCCCUGCCGAUCUCAUCAUCGUGAUGGACGGCCUGGGCGAGCGCAUGAGCCAAGAGGAAGCCCUCGAGUGGAUCAAAUAUGUCGACUCUGAUGCCGACGGUGUUGUCGGAUUCGAAGACUUUGCAAAGCUGAUGCUCGAAGAUUCAUGA